This is a messenger RNA of Rhincodon typus (whale shark), 2130 nucleotides long. RefSeq lists its product as uncharacterized. The transcript has 7 exons. The coding region runs from base 224 to 1384 and encodes 386 amino acids. NCBI's taxonomy places the organism in Eukaryota, Metazoa, Chordata, Chondrichthyes, Orectolobiformes, Rhincodontidae. The record is from RefSeq and is a predicted model, not a curated record.
AGCUCGAACAAGGCGGGGAAGAGCUCAUUCCUUGAAACAGCAGUUGAUGAAUUUGAACAGACACUGGCGUUUUGAGGAAAUUCAGCGUAUCGCGAACUCCUUAAACUUUCCGCAAAGGAGCUGAAUCAGAACAAUUAUUAGAAGAACAGAAUUUCAGGAAAGGGUUCCGGAUCAAACAGCCUUCACGAAGAAAAGGACAAGAGGACAUAGUGAAAUAUCUACAAUGAAAUUCUCUGGGUUAUUAACUGUUCAGGUCUUCCAACUUGCCUCAGUGUUCCAUCUGGAUGUAGUGUGUGGAGGAGAAGUAUUCGCCAGACCAAAUACCAUCACAAAUGUCCCAGCAGGAGAGGAGGUACUGUUCCCUAUUCAGUCCCAAGGCAGAGAAGAUCAGUGCAACAUCACAUUCAAAUCAAGAUUUCCACAGACCUUUGAGAUUUUAGAAUUGAAGUCAAAUAAUCCAGAGAAGCUUCACAUUGUGUACCCACUGUAUCGACACAGAGUUGGAAUCGACAGGAAUUCUGUCAUUUUGUACGAUGCACAGGUUAAUGACACUGGGGAAUAUGAAAUGCACAUUGAUGAUUGUGGAACAAAGUUGAAAAGACAUGACAGAAGUAGUUACAGGAAGCAAGUUUUUGUAUUUCACUUGUUUGUGGUAUGUAAUGAUGCUGUCCUGGCCAGACCUGAUACCAUUACUAACGCUAGAAAAGGGGAACAGGUUCAGUUCCCUAUGCAUCCCGAAGGCAAUGAUUCGUACGAUGUAACGUUUGGAUUGAAAUUUCCACGGGCUUUUAAGAUCUUAACAUGGAAAUCCAGUAAUCCAGAGAAACUGCACAUUGUGCACCCGCUGUACCGGCACAGAGUUGGAAUGCAGAGAGAUUAUGUGGUGCUGAAUGAUGUACAAGUUAUUGACACAGGUGUAUAUGAAAUAUAUGUUGACUAUUAUGGAAUAGUACUGAAAAACCGUGGUCACAGUACGUUCACGUUGCACGUAAUUGAACCAGUUUCCCAUCCUGUGACAGCAAUUUAUGGUAACUGUGUGAAUUCAACAAAUAUCACCUUGGGCUGCUCUGUCUCCAAAGAAUCAAAUAUCAUGAUUUACUGGGAGAAGGUGUCUGUUUCUGGAGUUCUCUGUGAGAUAUAUAAUGGGAGUGUGCUUGUGAUAGACUGUGCAAAUGAAGAGGAACAAUAUGAAUACAGAUGCUUUGUAGAAAAUCCAGUCAGUAACGCAAGCAGCAACCUAGUGACUAUUGGCCCAUAUUACAGGACCAGUACGAAAGAUCAAAGAAUAUAUUUGAUGGUUCUGGUCCCUCUGGCGAUCAUUGUUGUAGUUUCUGCCAGUGUGUGCCUCUGGAAUAUACUGAUUAAAAAGAAAGCCCAGAUUUGAACAAGAAAUAGCAAUUGGAAAUUAAAGGUUGAUCGUGUGUCCCAUCACUUGAAGGAUACCUGUAUUUAUUGUUGUUCAACACUAUCAAAUAGGCCUGGAUUAACACUGUAUGCAUUACUUUCUACCAUUGAAUACAUCACCUGGAGUUUUCAUUGUAAGGAUGAAGGCUCUAUUUUGUAAAAAUGAAUCUUCAGCACAAUUUUAAAAUAUGUUGCUAGAAUGAAACAUUUUUUUCUGAAAUUUUUCCUUUACGUGUAUGCUAAUUAUUGUCAAUAAGUAAUUUUGCAGAUUAAUAAAUGUACACAAAUUUCUAGAUUCAAGACCAUCUUAAAACCACUGCCAUUUUAAUACUAGAAUACUGUUUGAACACUGUGAAAUAUGUGUAUUGAGUGCAACCUUUUUUUACUUGUACAGAUGAGAGAUUUUUGUUUUUUACGAUCUAUAGUUUAACAACACGAAUUUGUUUAGUAUUCAAAGGAAUAACGGGUUGAUUGUCAGUUUGUUUUCUUUAAUAAUUUGUGGGCAUUUGAUAAGACUUUUCAAAAUGAAGACAGUAGGUUUCCUGUGACUGUUACUGAAUAGCUUGGUGGGAUACUGACUAAAUCAGACUAUAAUGUCCUCUGAUUAUAUACCAAAGCUGUGCAGAACCAGACUGGCAAUAAUGGAAUGACUAACUGUUCAGAAAGGAGACCUGCAUUCUACUUAAGCCAAAGAUGGAAUAGAAAUUUUAAUACUUUAUUUGACUG